UUCCUCCUCCGUGUCGGAACCCUGCUGAAGAUUUAAACUCCUCCGUGUUUCACAACAUCAGCCUCUCCACAGUCAUGAGCUGUGAAACGAGGCAGAAGUGCUCCCUACACCUCAGAAUCAAAACAGCAUUUCAACUUACUGAGUCCAUCCAUGGUUUGUCCGUCUGCACCGUCACCGCCGGGAUGAUCGCUAACUGCCGAGUGUUCACCUUCACAAAAGGGUCGAGAGAAACAAUGUCUGGACUGCAGGUGGAAGUUGAGAAUAAUUGCAAUAACAUUUCACCAAGCCAACAUGUGCAAGUAACAGUGAAAACUGUGCCGAGCUACUGUGGCGUAACAUGGACGGGCAGCUAUGAGGCUCCAGGAUGCAGCAGUGAAGUUUUGCGAAGACAUGUCCCAGAAUGCAUCACUGGGAGGCUAUCAUAUGACGUCAAACCAGAGAGGAGGGAACUGAGCGUCAAUGUGUCCAACAUGCUGGAAGAUCACGACUACGUCCUCCGUUUGUGCCUUAAGGAUUUCAUCUGCUCUGACACAGGGGCCAGUAUACUGAUAAAGAAGGGGGAACCCGUGAAGAGUGCCACCCUCCCGUACUCCCGACUUUUGCCCUGUCUUUGCAUUGAGGGCUGGUCAUCUGUGACAGAUGCCCUCAGAGUCCAAGUCUGCCCCUUCAAAGACCGUGUCCAGGAGCUGUGGGUUGGAAUAAACUUUGACCCACUGGAGAAGACGCUGUCGUGGCAGCCCGCCUGUCGAGUGACUGCCGUGGUUGUGUUGUGUCAGAGAAGAGAGGACGGCGUCUGUGUGGAUCUGCCUCACGCCUCACAGAAUGUUAGCAGAGAAAAGAUUUCAUUUACUAAAGUGGAUCCACAUCCUCAGCUGUGCAUGAAGUUCACUGCAGGCUCUCAGUCCUGGACGAGGUGCCCCUUUGCUGAUGCCACAUUCAAAGCAUGGGAGGUGAUUGUGACGAGACAACUAGGUCAGGACGACGUGAAGAUGUUGUCGCACAUCACUGCAACGUUUUCUGUGGCGCUGUGUGUGAAGUCUGAAGGGUCCGCUGUGUGCCAAAUCACUGACACACACAUCAUGCAUUUGGAGAAACAUAAAGCUGUGGACUUGAACCUGACAGGGCAACUAUGCAACACAUGUCUCCAGGUGAAGAGGCUCGAUGUGAAGUAUGCAGCCACAGUCCUUCACUGUCUUGAGCAAUGCGAAGAAUCCCCGUACGUCAGACCUGUCGUCAUCAGACAACCCUCUUGGGACUUGACUUGGGUUGUUGUACCUGCGGGCGUUUGCCUCUCUGGCAUCAUUACUAUCACUCUGGUGCUGCACGUACUGUUAACCGUGUAUGAGAGGAGGAAACUAAAAAGAAAUGGAGGCUAUAUCUCUGAAAAGCAAAUAGAUCCUGCUUUUGACUGCGUGGUCCCUGUAUUACAAUCUCAACCUGCUGUCCACGGAGGGGUCCUCAUACCUGAUUCACCAAAGUGUGGGAACACGGAGAAGACCAAUUUACUCUCUGACUGAGCGAAGAGCAGCGCUCCCGUCAAAAGCAUUACUUGUAAUGUGAUGUAUACAACUGUACAAACCAAAUGUGUUCUCUGUUAAAUGCAGCGUUCAAUGUUGGGACAGAUAUUACAAAUGUUAUAUAUAUUACUGGAUCUUUGCUGGUUGGUGUACUUGUUGUAUUUGAUGUUGUCUGGGAGAAAGCUAACAUGUAUAUUGUCAUUUUUUUUUAAAGUUCAAAUUCAGCUUGCAGCAACAGUUGGAUCCUAACUAAUAUUUAUAUUUUCAA
This is a messenger RNA of Cottoperca gobio, 1785 nucleotides long. RefSeq names its product interleukin 17 receptor E-like (gene il17rel). Gene Ontology annotation, molecular function: interleukin-17 receptor activity. The transcript is spliced from 16 exons. NCBI's taxonomy places the organism in Eukaryota, Metazoa, Chordata, Actinopteri, Perciformes, Bovichtidae. The record is from RefSeq and is a predicted model, not a curated record. Bases 75 to 1517 code for a protein of 480 amino acids.